AUGCUUCUUACUUUCAUCACGACUCUUACUCUAGCCGUAACAGGCCUUGCUCAGAUCGCUGUACCGGAAGGUUAUCGUCGUGUAUACAUCACUUCAAAGCAAGACAUCAAAUAUGUCGUUGUCCCCAAGACACGCACGAACGGCACCACUCUCGUAGUGCAAAGCCUCACGUCUAAGCCAGAGCAAACGUGGUACAUCAAAAGUAACCAGACGAAAAUUCAGCUCGCAGAUACAACGCUCUGUAUGGAUGCAGGACCCCAGAGCGCGUGGAAGGACAUGGCAAAUAUCUACUUGAGACCGUGCGCAGACACUGAAGUCGCGCAGAAAUGGACUGCAAUGCCCGAUGGUAGGAUUGCGCUCGAGGCUUCGUCGGGUACAAAACAAUGCGUUGAUCUACAAUAUUUGCGAGCCGUGCAGAACAACCCGGUAGGCUUAUACAACUGCGCUGGACUCGGUAAUACAGGGGCGGCAGACAAGGGUAUCAACUGGCCACUCGUAAAUGCUACGACAGCUUUGCAAUUCACUGCAUAG
This is a messenger RNA of Parastagonospora nodorum SN15, 531 nucleotides long. RefSeq lists its product as hypothetical. Lineage: Eukaryota; Fungi; Ascomycota; Dothideomycetes; Pleosporales; Phaeosphaeriaceae. Bases 1 to 531 code for a protein of 176 amino acids. The transcript has 3 exons. The record is from RefSeq and is a predicted model, not a curated record.